Molecule: messenger RNA, 4270 nt
Organism: Aphidius gifuensis
Lineage: Eukaryota; Metazoa; Arthropoda; Insecta; Hymenoptera; Braconidae
Product: ATP-binding cassette sub-family C member 4-like
Exons: 12
Coding region: 55-4269 (1404 amino acids)
Biological process (GO): transmembrane transport
Cellular component (GO): membrane
Molecular function (GO): ABC-type transporter activity; ATP binding; ATP hydrolysis activity
Source: RefSeq, a predicted model, not a curated record
UCUAUCAGAAGACAUUUCACAGUCAAAAGAUAUUUUUUUUGCGUGUGUGUAAAAAUGAAAAAGAAAGUUUUUGUGAAAAAGGCAAAUCCACUUAGCAGAUUAUUUUUUUGGUGGACAAUAAGAAUUUUUAACAAAGGAUCAAAAAAUAAUUUGACAGUAUCGGAUAUUGGUGAUCCACUGUCACCAGAUAGAUCAGAAAAACUUGGUGAUUCUCUUGAGCGAGAAUGGCAAAAAGAAAUUGAUAAAUUAAAAAAUUCAGAAUACAAAAUUGAUGAUGAUGGAAAAAAAAAUGGAAAAACAUUAAAACCAAGUUUAUUGAAUGCCAUUAUUCGCACAUUUAAAUGGCAAUAUUUUCAUUGUGGAGUAUUUCAAUUUUUACAAUCAAUUUUAUUUCAAACAUUGCAACCAGUAUUUCAAGGCUGGGUUAUUAAUUAUUUUGAUGUUAAUUUGGGUUUAAAAAAAACAACUAGAAAUGAAGCAUAUCUUUCAGCACUUGGUCUUGUUUUAACUACAUUGGCAAUUGUUUUUAUUAUGCAUCACAUGAAUUUAUCAACUCAAAGAAUUGGAAUGCGAGUUAGAGUAGCAUGUUCUUCUCUUAUUUACAGAAAGAGCUUAAAAUUGAGUCAAUCUGCAUUGGAUAGUACUGGAGCUGGUCAAAUAAUUAAUUUACUCAGCAAUGACAUCAACAGAUUUGAUACUGUCUUCAUGUUUCUUAAUUAUCUUUGGAUUGUUCCAAUCCAGAUAGUUGUUGUUGGCAGCAUCAUAUGGAACUCAGUUGGAACAGUUGCAUGUGCUGUUGGAAUUGGAUUUUUGCUAAUUGUAUCUUUUCCAAUAAUGGGAGCAAUUGCUAUAUUUUGUGGUAAAUUAAGAGAAGUUAUUGCUGAUUUAACUGAUCAACGAGUCCAAUUGAUGAGUGAGCUAGUUACUGGUAUCCAGGUAGUAAAAAUGUAUGCUUGGGAAAUACCAUUUGAUAAAAUAGUAUCAAAUAUUCGUCGUUUAGAAAUUAAAAAAAUAUCAAUAGCAUCAUACUGUCGUGGAUUGUAUUCUAGUUUUAUGAUAUUUACUGAAAGAACAACACUUUUUUUAACUAUCAUUACAUUUCUCUUGAUGGGUAAUAUUUUAACUGCUGAAAUAUCAUUUCAACUUGCAUCUUAUUUCAAUACACUUCAAAUGACAACAACGAUAUUUUUUCCAAUGGCACUAAUUAUGCUUGGAGAGACUUUAAUAUCAAUUAAAAGAAUUGAAAAUUUUUUAUUACUCGAUGAAGUAUCAAGUAGUGCGUCUGUGACAAAUAAAAAAUAUGAUAAUCAUUUAAAAAUUAAAAAUAAUGAAGAAAAAUUAACUGGUAAAGUGUCAAUGGAAUUUAAAAGAGCAUCAGCAAAUUGGAUUAAUGGACAAUUACCACCAACACUAUGUAAUAUUUCGGUGAAAAUUGAAGGAGGUAUACUUUGUAGUUUAAUUGGCCCAGUUGGUUCUGGUAAAUCAUCAUUUCUCAAUAUGUUACUGAGAGAACUACCACUUGGAGCUGGAAAUAUUGAACUUUAUCAUUCAGAUACACAAGCUCUAAAAGAAGGUCAAUCAAGAAGUGGAUUUAUCACGAAUAAUCAUGAUAUUAAAAUAUCAUAUGCAAGUCAAGACUCAUGGCUAUUUUCAGGAACUGUAAGAGAUAAUAUAUUAUUUGGUCAAGACUAUGAUCGCAUCAGAUAUCAACAAGUAACAACAGUGUGUUCAUUGAUAAAAGAUUUUAAACAAUUUUCUAACGGUGACAUGACAAUUAUUGGUGAACGUGGAGCAGCUUUAUCAGGAGGACAAAGAGCUCGAGUUAAUUUAGCUAGAGCAAUUUAUCAACAAGCUGAUAUUUAUUUACUUGAUGAUCCACUUAGUGCAGUUGAUACUAAAGUUGCUCGUCGACUAUUUAAAGAUUGCAUUGUUGAUUUUUUAAAAGAUAAAACAAGAAUUCUUGUUACUCAUCAGCUACAUUUUUUACGACAAUCAGAUAAAAUUGUUCUUCUAGAACGUGGAUUAGUCAAGUGCCAAGGGACAUAUGAUUAUUUGACUAAAACAUCAAAUGAAUUUAAUAAUUUACUUGAUCGAAUGGAGGAAGAGUCAACAGAAGACACAACACCUGAUCAUCUUAAUAUAACUACCAAUGACAAUAUUGAAUAUAACAAUCAGUUAAUUUCUCGAAGACGUAGAUCUUCAAGAAUGAGCUCAAGAAGAUCAUCUGUUCGAUCCAUCGACAGUUAUUACUUUGCUUCAAAUGACGAGAAUGAUGCAUCAAAGGCUGAGGGAAAAUCAUCAGCUCAAGCUGAAGCAAUUGCAACAGGAAAAUUAUCCAACAGCGUGUACACUCGUUACUUCAAAGAAGGAGGAGGAACAGUCACUCUAUUCUUCCUUAUAUUUUUUUUUAUAUUAGCACAAGUUGCAUCAAGCAUGGUGGAUUAUUGGUUGAGCUAUUUGACAAAUCUUGAAAAUGUCAGAAAUGCAUUUACCAAGGAGACAAAUCAAACAAUUCUUCUAAACUCGGAUUAUCUUAGUAUUGUUAAUAACUCAAUUUUUAAUUCAUUCAAUCUUCUUGAUGAUCAUGGUAUUUUACCUAGAAAUUAUACAAUUUAUAUUUAUACUGUUUUAAUAAUUGCUUGUAUUAUUUUAAACAUUGUUAGAGUAUUUUUUUUUAUGAUGAUUUGCAUGAAAGCAAGUAGAAAACUUCACAAUGAAAUGUUUAAAAAUAUAUUAAAUGCAACAAUGUUAUUUUUUAAUACAACACCAAUUGGAAGAAUAUUAAAUCGUUUUUCUAAGGAUACUGGUGCUAUGGAUGAAUUAUUACCAAAAACAAUGCUUGAAGCAGUUCAAAUAUUUCUUGUUAUGAUUGGUAUUUUAGUGAUGAUUGUCAUUGUCAAUUUGUGGAUGUUGAUACCAAUAUUUAUCAUUGGUAUAAUAUUUUACAAUGUGAGAAUAUAUUUUUUAAAAACUGCCCAAGAUCUUAAACGUAUUGAAGGCACAGCUAAAAGUCCUAUUUUUUCUCAUGUAAGUGCAACACUUAAUGGCUUGCCAACAAUAAGAAGUCACUCAAGGACAAUUCAAACAAUGUUGAUAAAUGAAUUUGAUAAGCAUCAAGACAACCAUACAAGUGUUUGGUAUUUAAUAAUAUCAAUUGCAUCAGCAUUUGGUAUGCUUUUAGAUCUUAUUAGUUGUGUUUUUAUUGCCUAUCUCUGUUUCUCUUUAAUUCUGAUGGAUCCAAGUGAAAUAUCAAGUGGUUCAGUUGGUCUUGCUAUUUCACAAUGUCUUAUAUUAACGGGAAUGCUUCAAAUUGGAGUUAGACAAUCGGCUGAUAUACAAUCACAAAUGACAGCAAUUGAAAGAAUUCUUCAAUAUACUGAUUUACCAAAAGAAAAAUUAUUAGACUCAAUAAGUACAUCAUCUUGGCCGUCUCAUGGUCGAAUACAAUUUAAAAAUGUAUCAAUGAGUUAUACGAUAAAUGAUCCACCAGUUUUAAAAAAUCUUAAUGUUACAAUUGAACCAUGCUGGAAAGUUGGUGUUGUUGGUCGUACAGGUGCAGGAAAAUCAAGUCUUAUUUCAGCCUUAUUUCGGCUAACUGGUGAAGGUCUUCGUGGAAGUAUAAUAAUUGAUGAAAAAGAUACAAGUAAAAUUAAUCUUCAAGAUUUGAGAUCUAGUAUAUCAAUUAUACCACAAGAACCAGUCUUAUUUUCACAAAGUUUAAGAUACAAUUUAGAUCCAUUUGAAAAAUAUCAAGAUGGUGCACUUUUUGAUGCACUAAGAGAAGUUGAACUUGCUGAUUAUAAGCUAGAUGAAAUGGUCACUGAGGGUGGAACUAAUUUUAGUGUUGGUCAACGACAACUUAUUUGUUUAGCAAGAGCUAUUUUGAGAAGCAAUAAAAUUCUUGUGUUGGAUGAGGCAACUGCAAAUAUUGAUACUCGAACUGAUGCACUUAUUCAACGGACAAUUCAACAUAAAUUUCACAACUGCACUGUCAUUACAAUUGCUCAUCGUUUAGACACAAUAAUUGACAGCGAUAGAAUUAUCGUCAUGGACAAUGGAACCAUUGUGGAAUUUGAUAGUCCAUAUAAAUUACUGAUAAAUAAACCGAGUGGACAUUUUUCAAAAAUGGUAGAACAACUUGGUAGCAGUAUGGCAGAAAAUUUACUGGAGCAAGCAACUGCUUCGUAUCACAAAAAAAAUGAUAAUAUAACACGUCAUAAUUUAAAUGAUCAUAAUGAUAAACUUGAAGUUGAAAGUGUUUAUUUAUAAU